Messenger RNA from Halteromyces radiatus, 3429 nucleotides. Its product is annotated as Nup133 N terminal like-domain-containing protein. The coding region runs from base 86 to 3292 and encodes 1068 amino acids. Gene Ontology annotation, cellular component: nuclear pore inner ring; nuclear pore. Gene Ontology annotation, biological process: protein import into nucleus; RNA export from nucleus; transcription-dependent tethering of RNA polymerase II gene DNA at nuclear periphery. Lineage: Eukaryota; Fungi; Mucoromycota; Mucoromycetes; Mucorales; Cunninghamellaceae. Gene Ontology annotation, molecular function: structural constituent of nuclear pore. The record is from RefSeq and is a predicted model, not a curated record. The transcript is spliced from 15 exons.
CUUUUUUUCUUUUUUUCUUUUUUUUUUCUUCUCUUUGUCUUGCAGUAGUUUUGUAUCGGUGUAUUUUUACCUUUUCCCUUUUAUCAUGAUCAACUCUGCAAAAACUCAUGAACAGAUCAAACAUAAUAUGAACAAAAACGAACCUCAUGUCAAGGCAGGAAAACUUUUAACUCAAUUGAUUGAAAAAGAUCAAAAACAACUUGACUUGGCUGACUUAUUAAAAGGUUCAACAUCUCAACAGUAUACACAACCACUUAUUAGACAUACUGAUCAUUUCAUCAAAACUGGUUCGAUACGAAUGCCUGAUAUCUUGGACGAAGCUUAUGAUCGUACGGAAGAUUACAAUACAUUCGCAGGGAUUUUACCAGAAAUUGGUCGUGCUUGGAUUGCUGUAGAUAAUAUUUUGUACUUAUGGGAUUAUAUCAGUGGAACCGAUGUUUACCGUUAUGACGAUCAAGAUCAAAUCAUUAGAGAUGUUGGACUUGUUAAACCGAAACCAGGUGUAUUUGGAAAUCAUAUUCAAUAUGUUCUUGUUGUUACUACUCCUCUUGAGGUCAUUCUUCUUGGUGUUGGUAUUGUGCCAUCUACAACUCAAGGCAAUACUAUGGAUCUUUUUGCUACAGAUAUGUCUGUACCUUGCGAUGAUAUUCAAAUGAGCUCUAUUCAAGGAACUGGAAACGGACGUAUUAUUAUGUGUGGAUCAAAUGGUCAUAUUUAUGAAUUGGAUUACUAUCAUCCAGAUUUAUGGUAUUCUCAUUGUCGACUUAGAUGUUUGACUGCCAGUAGUAUGAUAAAUUAUCUUCCAAGGUUACCUUUUAUCCCCCAAACUAGUCCUAAAUUCAAGUAUAUCGCCAUUGAUGAUGAAAGGAAUGUCCUGUAUGCAUUUUCUGGAGAAUCUACAAUUGAAGUAUUUUAUCUCGGAUCCACCAAAAAUGAAUUUACCAGUGUUGCAAAGAAGACAGAUAUCACUAAUUCGGCGAUUAGUAUGUGCCGCCAAAACUCAAUGAUUGCCUCAGCUCCUGAUUUUAAUAUUGAAUAUCUUCAUGUUGUAUCCACCACUGAAUCCAGUAAGAUCCAUCUUGUAGCUGUUACCGAGAGUGGAUUUCGACUUUAUUUCAGCCAUCAACGUGAUGCCCUACGAACUGCUUAUACGUAUCCUUCUAAUAUUCAAAUGAUACCAAAUGCUCUCGAACUUUUACAUGUACGUUUACCGCCACGACCUACCACAGUAAACCAAACUAUCCAACCUUAUCCAAAGAUCUUUUGCUCCUAUUAUGACUGUGGUGUACUUCUCGACUUUCAGAAAUUUGAUGAUCAUAAUGAUGUGGUAUAUAUGACCUCUGCUACUGUUGGUGACUCGAUACAAUCUACAACUUGUUCUACCAAUGGAUAUAUCUCUCAGCGACCUUCACUCACAGAAACUGUUACGGAAUUGGAACGAAAUGGCAAGGUAUGGGCAAUAUCAGAAGCUUCUACACCUCGGAAAGGCAAAUACGCUCUUAACGAUAUUGGUAGUCAAUUGACAGAUCAACCUCGAAAAUUUUUGGUGUUUACCGAUCGUGGAUUGACUUUUUUCAACAAAGAACGUCCUGUUGAUACUCUCUAUCAUCUAUUAUCAGAAUCCAAACUCAAUCCUGAAAAUUCACAGCGUGAUCUAUUGACCUUUUUUGAUAUGUUUGGCCAAACUCAAGCUUGUGCUAUGUGUCUUAGUAUUGUAUGUGCAAGUUAUGUUUCUAGUUCUCCUGAACAAGAUGAUAUUGGAAGAUGGGCAAAACAACUCUUUUUCGAUUUUGGUGGUCAUCCUUCUGCAGCAGGUCCUUCACCUAUGAUUGGAAACUAUCUUGGUCAGGCAGUUGGUCAGACUGGAGUUAUAUAUAGCAGUAAACAUGAUGGUUUAGCUUUGUAUUUUGCUCGCCUGAUAUCCGAUAUCUGGAAAACAAAGGUGUUCGAAAUUAGUUCGGGAACGAAUCAAGCUGACUUGUCUAGUCGAAUUCAAUCAAAUUUAUUCAAUGUACAAAACAAUCUUUCAAGACUCAAACAUUUUAUGGACCAAAAUCCCGAUUUCCAUAACAUGGCCGCUAUAACCAAUGACAGAUUCCAAUCCAAUGAUCAUAAUGCACUUCAAUUACUAUUAACGGAACAACAAUCAGUACAUGACCUUUAUGAAUUGUUGAAACAAUGUAUUGAAGCGAUAUCAUUUAUAGAUUUUGUCAUUGAUGCUAAUGUCAAGGAUGUUUUACAAUGUGUGCCUGAAUCAAGCAAGAACGAAAUAGUGAAUAUGACAUUGGAAUCUAUGUUGUCUUCUCCUCAAGGUGUGGCACUUAAACGUGAAUUAGUAAUUGCGGCUAUUUAUAGGUAUGGAUCUACUCAUAUUCAUGCGGGCUAUGAUGUGGUCAGUGAUUUUCUUCAACGAAAAUGUCCCUCCUUUUUUGGUGCAAGUGACAUGGCUUUUUACAAGGGUGUAGAAAACCUUACCUGUGCCCAUAAAGCUGACGUGGACUAUGAACGAAAUAUUGCUUUGGAUGAAUCACUCAAAUAUUUCAAAGACGCGGCGGAUAGUAUUACGGAUGACAAGAUGACAGAAAUAUGUGCAGAAUAUCGGUAUCAAGGUUAUUAUAGGGGUGUGGUCAAACUUGCAUUGGAACGAGCUAGGAGGCUGGACCCUCAAGAACAAGGAUUGGCGUACAUGGAAUCAAUCAGUAAAAUACCAUUAAUAACAACGACAGCAGACGAUCCUAGAGUACAGUUCUACGACCUUCGUUUACGAUGUUACGAACAAAUCUUCCAAUCACUUGCAGAAGUUAGGCAGUUACAACAUGGUAUCAAAGUGAUGGUAAAAGGGCGACAAAUUCAGGUCAAUCAUCCUGAUGCACUGGCCAACGAAGUACUAUCAACAGCAUUAUCAUGUGAUGAUAAACUAUUCCACUAUACACUAUAUCAACGACUUUUGGCGGAAUCUAACAAUGACAGCAGUAUGUUGACAGAAUUGUUAUCAGUAGACACUAAGUAUAUUGUACCUUUCCUAAAAGAAUAUGUCAAUGCUUUUGAUGGAAUGAACUUCUUAUGGCAAUAUUACCGACGAAGGGAACAAUAUUACGAAGCUGCUUUAUAUCUGGAAGCACUUGCUAUGGAAACACCUGAUCUCUCUAUCAAUAAACGAUUGGAAUAUCUUGGUCUGGCAAUAGUAAAUGCUCGCUCACGGGACCCUAAACAUUUGGAAUUACAAGAAUCAACACAACUAUUACAACGACUGGAACAACAAAUGGAACAAGUACGAACAAUGUCACUUUAGAAUAUCAAAAAUCUUUUUUAAACAGAAAAUAGAAAUAAAAUCAAAGUCGAUGAUGGGUUUAGUGGUUUUUGAUAGGAUGGUCUUUAUUUAAUUAUUGUGUUUGUCUAUUGAGUGCAUGUGACAUGCUUGAUUUUUUC